AUGGUGAGAUCCCAGGGCGACACCAGGUCCGUCGGCAGCCCUACGCCUACGCCUGCUGCCGUACCGCCUACGCCCACAUGGGACGCCCAGACCGUGCGAGCACCUAGCCUGGAGAGCGGCCCGAGGAGGCAGCCGCAGCCGCAGCCGCAGCCGCAGCAGCACCAGCAGUACCAGCAGCAGCAUUACCCCCAUCACUACGCUCAUUCCAGCUCUCAUAGUCGGACGCAGCCGUCCGUCAGCGGCAGAGAGGGCGCCGCACGCGGCAGCGUCCGUGACAGGGACAGGUACGCGCCCUCGGACCUCCAGGGCCCGCGCCACGCCCGCAGUGACAGCGAGGCCACCGGCAUGACGGGCGUCACCGGGAUGGCGUCGUCGGCCAGCGCCAGCUACCCCGAGACGACCCAGAGCGGCCCCCAUCGCCGUCACGACUACGACGUCCAGGCCAUGGAGACGACGCCUGGCAGCCCACGAUCCAUCACCCGGAACCCCAUCCCGGCCCCGAGCGUCACCGUCCGCUCCGAGUUUCCCACCCUCAACCGCUCUCGGCAGCAGCAGACCCUGACCUGCCUCGUCACCAUCGAGGUCCCAGACAACAAGUGGAGGCCCGACCCCGACGACCUAGGCGCCGGCGCUUCUCAUGCCCACCAGUCCGUGGCCUCUGGCUACCAGGAUGUCGCCCGCAUCGACGAUAUCGCGAGGUCCGCGUCGCCCGCCCGCAGCGGCUCCAACUUCUUGCCCUACGAGUCGCCGGAGGUGCUCGAUGACAUGACCGAGAGCCUCCGCGCACGCGUCGACAACUGGCACGGUCUCGACUUCAGCAGGUUCGGCAAGCUGCGCCUGUACGGCACCCUCCGAGUCGGCAAGGACAAGGUCAACUGGCAGGAGCUCGAGUGUUUCCUGUUCGGCGAGAUGCUCAUCUGCGUAAAGGAGAAGAAGGCGGCCCAGCAGUGGGACGACAACGGCCUCCCCCGCAAGCCUCGCUGCACCCUCAAGGGUUCCAUCCUCAUCAAGAAGCACCUCAAGGAAGUCACCGAGACGGGCAGCAUCGACGAGAACGUCCUGACCCUGGGCCUGUCGGUCGAGGAGCUUCCCAAGUUCCACCUGCGCUUCGAGAACCGCAACCAGCUGAAGCUGUGGCAGCAGGCCCUCCUCGACCUCAACGCCGUCGACACCCUGCCGCUGCGCAGCCCCGACUACGACCGCGACGCCUCCGAGACGGACGAGGAAGCCGAGUGGCAACGCUCGCGCCCCCAGAGGGUCUCGUCGGUCGCCUCGUCCUGGGGCCCUGCCAAGUCGGCCACGACGGCUCCCACCGAGUACACCAGCAACAACCUCUCCAAGGCGGCCCCGCUGCCCAGCUCCAUCCACGUCCCCAUCGACGUCGUCGUCGUCGUCCCCAUCUCGUCGUCCAUGCAGGGCGUCAAGAUCAACCUGGUCCGCGACGCCCUCCGCUUCAUGGUCAACACCCUUGGCGAGCGCGAUCGCAUGGGUCUCGUCACGUUCGGCUCCGGUGGCGGCGGCGUCCCCAUCGUCGGGAUGACGACCAAGGCCUGGCCCGGCUGGGCCAACAUCCUGGCCUCGAUCAAGCCCGUCGGCCAGAAGAGCCACCGCGCCGACGUGGUGGAGGGUGCCAACGUCGCCAUGGACCUCCUGAUGCAGCGCAAGCACAACAACCCCAUCGCCACCAUCAUGCUCAUCAGCGACGCCUCCAUGUCGGACGCCGACAGCGUCGACUUCGUCGUCUCCAGGGCCGAGGCCGCCAAGAUCACCAUCCACUCCUUCGGCCUGGGCAUGACGCACAAGCCCGACACCAUGAUCGAGCUGUCGACGAGGACCAAGGCCUCGUACACGUACGUCAAGGACUGGAUGAUGCUGAGGGAGUGCCUGGCAGGCUGCCUGGGUUCCAUGCAGACCCUGUCGCACCAGAACGUCAAGCUCAAGCUCAAGCUGCCCGAGGGCUCGCCCGCAAAGUUCCACAAGAUCAGCGGCGCCCUGCAGAUCACCAAGCGCGCCACCGGCCGCGACGCCGAGGCCGCCCUGGGCGAUCUCCGUUUCGGCGACAAGAGAGACGUCCUCGUCCAGCUCGUCAUCCUCCCCGACAACGUCAACCAGGACCAGCUGCCUCAGGACCCGUGGGAUAACAUCGUCUCGGGCCUGGAGGCGCUGGGCGGGUCCAUGGAGAACGACAAUGAGCGCACCGUCUCGGUCGAGGAGGUGCCCCUCAUCCAGGCCGACCUCACCUGGGGAGACAUACUCCGCGAGGGCACGGCCAUGCAGAUGCCGCGGCCGUCGCUCCUGGCCAUCACCAUGCUGCCGCUGGGCAUCGGUCAGAAGAAGUCGUGGCAGGCGUCGCCUCCCAUCCCGCCCCAUCCCAGCAUCGUGCAGCGCCGCAUGGAGCUCCUCACCUCGGACAUGCUCACGAGGGCCCUGACUCUCGUCAGCCGCGGCCAGCACGAGCGUGCCCACACCCUCCUGACCGAGACGCGGUCGAUCCUCAAGGGCCUGGGCAAGGGCGGGCUGCCUCCCGUGCCCCCCAUGGCCGGCAAGCCACCCGGCACCUCGCCGCACAUUGACGGCUCGCCGAUCGCGACCGGUACGCCCGACCGCAAGCGCAGCCCGUCGCCGCCGACGUCGUCGUCCCACUCGGGCAACAACCCGGCACCGUCGGGUCGAUCCGACGUCGGCGGCCCGGCGACCCUGGGCCUGAGCUCGGGCAUCGACGCCAGCACGGUGUCGGCCCUGGACCAGGAGCUGGAGAGCAGCCUGGAGUGGAUCAACCACCCCGCCGUCUUCAGCCGCGACAGCCGCAAGGCGGUGCUGCAGGCCAUCGGCGUCAUCAGCUCUCAGCGGGCGUUUACCUUCCGCACCCCGGUCGAGAGCAUCUGGUCCGAGAGGAUCACCGGCGUCAAGCGGUUGACCGAGAAGAGCAGGGAGUGGCGUGAGGAAGGGGCCGAUGCCGUGGGUAUUGUCGAGGAGGCAUAA
Molecule: messenger RNA, 2982 nt
Organism: Geosmithia morbida
Lineage: Eukaryota; Fungi; Ascomycota; Sordariomycetes; Hypocreales; Bionectriaceae
Product: von Willebrand factor type A domain
Exons: 1
Coding region: 1-2982 (993 amino acids)
Source: RefSeq, a predicted model, not a curated record